AUGGGUGCGACUGCCAGCGUUGAGGCUCCCAGUGCAGAUGACCUGAAGCGACUCUACGACAAGCAUGACAUCACUGGCUCCGGACACCUGGAGAAGCAGGAGGCUUUUGCGCUGCUUGAAGAUCUCAGGAUCAGGUAUGGCAUGGACGAAGAGCUUCCGGAGUCUUUCAAAGAAGCGGUCUUCCAGGACUUUGACAAGGACAACGCCGGUACCUGGAGCUGGCACGACGUGCGGGUGCUGAGCGGCGAGGGCUGGCCCGCCAUGCGACGCCGCUUGCAGCGCUUGCGCGUGCGAGGAGGCCAGCGGCACAACCGGGCUCAGCGGCAGAAGGAGCAGACGCUUGGCGAAAGUGCGGCAUCGGCUUGGUCAAAGGUGUCUGGUGCUGGAGCUGCAGUUGCGGCAUUGAAAGAGGUGGAGGCAGUUCGAGACUUGGAGGAAGAGGUCCAACUGGAUUUCCAUCCGCUUCGUAUCCAAAACAUCUCCAUUGGGCAGGAAGCAUGGACCUUUGCUCCUGCGAUCGACCUGCGUGUGAUCCGCGGCGACCCGCGCCGUGGGCGGGCAGCACCCAAUGAGGUCAACCAGGCGGUUUUCGAGGGGCCGUUUGUGGCACGAAUUGUGUCCGGUGCACCUCGUGGCACCACACAGGAUCCGACGUGGUCAGAGUCACUGCAAUUGUCCUUCAUGAAAGCGAAAGGGCUCUACAUCCACGUGGUUCUUUCGGACAACCGCUUCGGGGUGGGUCUGGGCCCACUGGCAGAGUUGGUCGUCAGCCUUGGGGAGGUGCUGGACAUGAUGCGUUCUCCCAGCGUGAGCCGCUUCACAAUGCAGCCCUUUUCGGUGGACCUGUCCAAGGUCAACAUCAGCCCGCCAGUUGUACUGGUUGCACAGUUCGGCGGACCACGGCCCAGCCUGCACUGCUGGUGCCACGUGAUCAGAGCCGAGGCUCUGCCGGAGGAGACAUUCGUGGUGGAGGCGUCUCUUAUCGCAAACCAGGGGCAAGGUUGUGUUCUGGUCCGGGGACGUUCAGAUCCUCAAAGCGGACCCGACCCGGUCUAUCACAACUCGGUAAAUUUGGACUGGGAUGAUGAAGGUGACAUGGCUUUCAACUGCCAGGUCAUUCGAACUGGCAUUGGUUUCAGCGAGGAAGUGUUUGCAGAGCUGAAGGAGAAGCUGCCACAGGCACUCGUGGCUCCGGUUGGCAGAUCGCAGCGGCUGGAGCUUCGAUGCUUAGAUGGAUCAGGUACGAACGCAGAGCUCAGCGUACACUUUGCCACGGUCAUGCCAGAGAUGUCUUUGAGCAUCACGGCGGCUUCGGCCACAUGCCUCGCGCCCAAGAGCGAGGCUUGGAGUUUCAAUCCAUUUGUGGAGGCCACUGUUCAGAGCCGGGAUCCACGGCUCGGUAGUGUUGGACGCAGUGCCAAGGUGACAGCGGCACAGACUGAGACUCUGACCAACUGCCACGCAGAUCCACACUGGACGCAGCCAAUGGUCCUCAAGCUCGUGCCGGAGCCUGGGCUCUUCUUGCGCAUCGUGGUUUGCUCGGAGGCGCUUGGUGUGACGAGGGCCUGGGACGAGCUCGCCGAGCUCGUCAUGGAGCUGCCGGAGGCAUUGAAACUUGCACAAGGCUCGGUGGAGCGCAAGUUUACGCUGACGAGGCUGAUUGACAUGAAGCGCCACGGGGAGUCUGAAAUCUUCCUAAGUUUUGCGCAGGUUGGCGGCAACGUUUCCGCGUCAGCGUUUGAGGCCGGGCACGAUUUGCCCUUGCUGGAAGGAGGUGUUCGCCAACCCCAAGUGCAGGUUUCAAUUGACGGCAGCCCCAUCGGGGCAAAGUCAAGACACCCGACACUGCAGCGUCCAAUCGCUGCUGGUUACUCUCUACCACCGCAGCCCUCUGUGCAAGGAAUGCAGCACUUGGGGCAGGUUCUUCAAGCACAUAGCCAGGAGGUGCCAGACAUCAUCGCGCAGCGAUAUGGGCCGCCACAGCAGCCAAGGUUCCAAGACCUUCCUCCACCUCCAGCACCGCGACAAAUCUCAUCGCCAUCGCCGGAGGAGCUCACACAAGCUUUGCAGCAAGCUCCACAAGGCGCCAUCGUUAAAGGGAACGUGCCACUCAGCUUCUUCAACACUCCUAAUCCUCAUCUUGCCUGGAUUGCUCGUCGGUGA
Symbiodinium natans is the source of this 2163-nucleotide messenger RNA. Lineage: Eukaryota; Dinophyceae; Suessiales; Symbiodiniaceae. The record is from the annotation of a GenBank genome assembly.